CUGGCUUCCGGCGGCGGGCGGAAGCGGCGGUGCCAUGGAGGGGUGAGGGAGUGACCGGCCGGACGAGCGACCGCCGCCCGCAGCGCCAUGGAGGCGGUGCAGCUACGGAACCCGCGCCGGCAGCUGAAGAAGUUGGAUGAAGACAGUUUAACCAAACAACCUGAAGAAGUAUUUGAUGUAUUGGAGAAGCUUGGAGAAGGUUCCUAUGGCAGCGUGUUCAAAGCCAUUCAUAAGGAAACGGGUCAAGUUGUUGCAAUUAAGCAAGUUCCUGUGGAAUCUGACCUGCAAGAGAUCAUAAAGGAAAUAUCCAUAAUGCAGCAAUGUGACAGUCCUCAUGUGGUGAAAUAUUACGGCAGCUAUUUUAAGAACACAGACCUGUGGAUAGUCAUGGAAUACUGUGGCGCUGGAUCUGUGUCUGAUAUUAUUCGAUUACGAAAUAAAACCCUCACAGAGGAGGAAAUUGCUACAAUAGUGCAAUCAACACUGAAAGGACUAGAGUACCUACAUUUUAUGAGGAAAAUACACAGGGACAUCAAAGCUGGAAAUAUAUUGCUAAAUACAGAGGGACAUGCUAAACUUGCAGAUUUUGGCGUGGCAGGACAACUUACAGACACCAUGGCAAAGCGGAACACAGUUAUAGGCACCCCAUUUUGGAUGGCUCCAGAAGUGAUUCAAGAAAUAGGGUAUAACUGUGUUGCAGACAUCUGGUCUCUGGGAAUCACUGCAAUAGAAAUGGCUGAAGGCAAGCCACCAUAUGCAGAUAUUCAUCCUAUGAGGGCAAUUUUCAUGAUUCCCACCAAUCCACCUCCAACAUUCCGGAAACCAGAGGUCUGGUCAGACAAUUUUACAGACUUUGUAAAACAGUGUCUUGUCAAGAGCCCGGAGCAGCGUGCCACUGCAACCCAGCUUCUGCAGCAUCCUUUUGUUAAAAGUGCCAAAGGAGUGUCAAUUCUGCGAGACUUGAUAAAUGAAGCAAUGGAUAUCAAGCUGAAACGUCAAGAGGCACAACAGCGUGAACUAGAUCAAGAUGACGAAGAAAAUUCAGAAGAAGAUGAAACUGAUUCAGGUACCAUGGUGAGGGCAAGUGGAGAUGAAACUGGUACCAUAAGAGCUGUCAACACCAUGGCUGAUGGAGCCAACACAAUGAUAGAACAUGAUGGCACCUUGGAAUCCCAGUUGGGCACAAUGGUCAUAAACACUGAAGAGGAAGAAGAGGAGGGCACCAUGAAAAGGAGAGAUGAAACGAUGCAGCCAGCCAAACCAUCAUUCCUUGAAUAUUUUGAGCAGAAGGAGAAGGAGAAUCAAAUCAAUAGCUUUGGGAAGAAUGUGUCUGGCCAGACAAAAAAUUCAUCUGAUUGGAAAGUACCACAGGAUGGAGACUACGAAUUUCUGAAGACUUGGAGUGUUGAUGAACUUCAGAGGAGGCUCUCAGCCCUGGACCCCAUGAUGGAGCAGGAGAUUGAAGAGAUUCGCCAGAAGUACCAGUCGAAGCGGCAGCCGAUCCUUGAUGCCAUUGAAGCCAAGAAGCGGCGGCAGCAGAACUUCUGAGCCACUGGUAGAAUGUUCUUCCACCCUCAAACAAUCAACCUCUUGCUUUUAUGACUACUAAACAGAUUGAUUUCUAUUGAAAUACGCUAGCAAAAUAGAGGGCAAUACUUCUGCUCAUUUAUUUUUCCAUAGCACCUUUUGUGAACUCAGGAAUGCCAUUAAGUGGAAAAUCCUGAUGGUAUGUUUUAAUGUUAAACACAUAUUUAAAACAUUAUUCCGAAGGAGUUUUGUUACUGUUUUUAGGGGGGUUGUUUUUAAAUGGGAGGAACAGAUAGAAAUAGGCUAAUGGAAGUUGGCUCACUCUCUUUUCAACUGAACUUUCAGUAGUCCAUUUUAAGUUAAUAUGGAUUGUGGUAUUUAACAGCUGCAUCUUUUAUGGGGUUUUUGUUUGUUUGUUUUUCUUUGUGAAUGCACAAACUCAAUUAUUUCAAGCUGUUAGCUGUAUCUUUCUACUGUUAAGGUACUGAAAAGUUUUAGGUCACUGAAGAGAGCGGGUGAGAACAUGUACAAACUGUUCCAGCCUUUUGAAAGAAACUGAAAUCUCAUUUUUUUAAAAAGCCUGUAAUAAGCCCCAUGCCUUACACUGUGUGCUUUAAGCAAGUGUGGUUUCUUCAAGACCUCAGUUUUGUCCUCUUUUUGUGUACAUUAUGAAUUGAUACAAGUAGAUAAAGCAUGUUGUGCCUCCAUCAGAAAUUGCAUUCUGCAAUUUAAAAUCCACACCGACUUAAAACCAAAAGCCAGUCGGUGGUCUGAUUCCCCUUCAUCUGUCUGUUUGGAAAUGUCCUUUGGGGAGACCCUGCUGACGGUGGAGUGCUGGGAAAAGGAAACAGUAUUUGAACGGGUGGAAGUUGCGUGAACCUCUCUCAGGAAUUAGGUACUUCUGCUGUGUCUGAGAGGACUUAAAAAUCUCCACAGUUGGUGAAACAUUUUGUAGGCUUCAUUUCAGAUUUACAUCUUUAGGUGCUUGAAUAAAAACUUAAUUUCACAAUCCUUCACAUUUCUGCAAGGUUUAGCACAUCAGAAAAGUUGAACUGAAAGUGAAGACUUCGUUGAAUUAACAAAGAUGUGCAUUUAUGGUAGUGGAACGAAGGCAGAGUUGAUCUGGAUGAGAAGACAAUUACUGAUGUCCCACUGGAAGAGAUUCUGUCUCUUAUCUUCCAGUUCCUCUGGAUGAUCUUGUGUUCUUUCUUUAAAUUUCCCUGAUGUUCCUUCCUGGUAUAGCUCAAUCAAUGAACAUGCCCCAGCAUGUACAAUCGCUGUGAGGGUGGUGCAAUUAACUCACACCAGAAAAGCGGAGAGUAAAAUGGAAGAAGCAAAGAGCCUCGUUGCAGGGCAAAGACCAAGUGGUGCCUCUGCCCCAUGGGCCGUAACAGCAGAGGUGCACAGGUUUAGCUGUAUUUAGCGUAUGAUGAAAUAUUUGGACAGAGCAAGUAUUUCUACUGAUUUAUUUUUAUUUUCACUCUGAUAGAGGGAACAGUUUCCAUGUCACUCUUUUGCAAUAGGCCUUGGUACAUUACCUAGAUAAUUAAACUAAAUAGCAGUAUCUCCUGAAUCAAAUGCUGCUGGAGAGGUGAAGCGUUCAUUUCAUGCCUCCGUAGGCUCUUUGUGCCCCUUGGAGCAGACUCUUGGCUACCGUAACAGGUAUUCUCCAUUGCUGUGAAAGGAACCAAGCCAUUUUUACCCCCUCUGCAGAUCUGGUUGCAUCCAUUUGUCUCAGUUGAUCUGCAGUGCGAACAGAGCUGUUCUGGAGAUCAGCAAACCAGCUGUCCCUAAGGGCAAAGGGAGGCAGUAAGCAGUGUAUCUAGGGUGCUGAAGUAAGAAUUCAUCCUGGGAUAGCCAGUGAGCUGAUAGCCUCAAGUGUUGGGCAAGUUUUGAAUUGGCAAAGCCAGGUAAUUAAAACUUCAUUGUUGUUAACAGACUAAAAUCCCUUAGUCUGGACUCUCCAGUGAGGUCUGGUGAAGUGGUGUGUGAACAUCAGGGCUCACACAGUGCUCGUCUGGAACCUGUGCAGUAUGUUUUGCCCUGGACAUGUGUUCAUUAGGAGUGUCCUUUGCAUCAAAGAAACUCCCCCGUCUGAGGAGGGAGUUCCCUGACCAAGCGUUGGAUCUUGCAUUAGUCACUUGGAUGGAUCUGGCCCAACAUCUCUGCUGUGAGAGACAUGUGGAUAUGUGACAUGGUAAAUUGUGCACUGCUUGCAUGUAGCAUGGAUCAAGCAGAUUCUACUGGGAGUAGUUUUACCUCUGCACUGUGUAAGUAACUUUCUAGUGAUCGGAGGGCAUUAGAAAACCCAAGUUUUAGGUGAAACACCACAGGGUGGUGUCUAUUUACAGAAUAUGCAAGCUGAGACUGCUGUAACUGAAUGUAAGCACUCUGGAAAUACUCUGCUUUGCUGAUGUGAUUGUCUUAAAAUACAGCAAAUGAACCAAAAUAAGUAAAACUGGUCCAAUGGCUUAACUGUCUUUGAACCUUUCUUAAAUGCUUGCAGUGGCUGAGACUUGAUUAUGUUUCCUGCGCUUGGAGCUCUAAUGCAGAGGAAUUAUUUUCUCCUUCACUGAUUUUCAAUCUGUUAGAGAAAAUAAUUCCCUUUUUGGUCCCUUUGUAGAGUGGCUGGGAGCAUAAUACCUGCUCACUUGUCAGAGUCCUCCAGGCUAAGAUCAAGGCUCGUUGCACAAGGGAAAGCUGUUCCGACAAAGUUCUUAAGCAAAAAGCCUGCUGAAUUGUGAAGCUGCAUUCGUGUGCUCCUUGGGCUCAUCUGCACUGCUGAAAGUGUUCUGGACAAACCAUUGUCUUUACUUCUAAAACCCAGAGAUACUGAUGAUGUCAGUCAUGUGAGACUUAAAAAUGUGAAGUUUGUAGCUUUAACUUUUUUUGUAACAAAGAAAUUAGCAACACUGGCAUAAAGUGCUGACUUGAAAUGCUAUUUUGUAAGAUCUGGCUGUUUGUAUAUAAUAGUGUUGGGUCAUUAGUUUGUAUAUGUAUGAAACAGUAACUUUUAUUGCAUUCCUCUGAGUUUGAUACAGGAGAUUUUGUUUGAUCUUUCUCAAAUAUCUUGCCUUAUUUGUUCUAAGGUGCAAAUAAACUGUCCUUACCUGAAA
Strigops habroptila (Kakapo) is the source of this 4643-nucleotide messenger RNA. It is a transcript of the gene STK4, whose product is annotated as serine/threonine kinase 4. The record is from RefSeq and is a predicted model, not a curated record. Gene Ontology annotation, biological process: regulation of MAPK cascade; protein phosphorylation; intracellular signal transduction. The coding region runs from base 88 to 1548 and encodes 486 amino acids. Lineage: Eukaryota; Metazoa; Chordata; Aves; Psittaciformes; Psittacidae. Gene Ontology annotation, cellular component: cytoplasm. Gene Ontology annotation, molecular function: protein serine/threonine kinase activity; ATP binding. The transcript is spliced from 11 exons.